Molecule: messenger RNA, 840 nt
Organism: Zygosaccharomyces rouxii
Lineage: Eukaryota; Fungi; Ascomycota; Saccharomycetes; Saccharomycetales; Saccharomycetaceae
Gene: SEI1
Product: seipin
Exons: 1
Coding region: 1-840 (279 amino acids)
Source: RefSeq, a predicted model, not a curated record
AUGAAGAUCAAUAUAUCACAUAUAUUGAGACUGGUACAAUGGUCUGCCUAUGCAUGUACUCUUCUGCUGGUUAAACUUUUUAUCAUUUUCCCGCUAGCAGUACUGUUAUUCCAUGAUCUUUACCUAAGGUUAUUACCAGCGGAUUCUUCCAAUUGGGUACCCUUUGACACUUUAAGAGAAUUAAAGCAUGAUUGGAGUGAAACUGGUUGGAGGUUUAGUCAAGAUAUUAAAAGGAUUGAUGCAGAUUACGAAUUACCCAAAGCUUUGGAUAAUGGAAUAUCUCAACCAAUAUAUUUAAGAGAUCAUAUCUUGUACAAGAUGGAUUUAAAUUUACAAUUUUACUGUGUCCAUCUUUUCAAUGAUAAGCAAAAAAGUAAUUUAGUGGAAUUGGAAUUGCUGAUUUUUGACCGACUUGCAAAGCAUAAAUUGUUUAGGAAAAGGAUUCCUAUUAUCUGUCUUAGUGAAGAAUAUCCGACUGCAUUGGGAGUACCUUCUUCCAAAUAUAGAUCAUCGAGACUGGAAUUGUAUCGAAAGGAAUGGUUGAAUGAAUUGGAAUUAGAUGACAAAAUCCAAAUCCAUCCAAAAAUGCGAUCAAUAGACUUCGUUUUACAAACUGUGGAGCCGACCCAAUUGAUCUUUGAACCUGAAUCAGGGAUCAAAUUUAGAAUGCAUUCCCCCCAAGGUCUAAUUAAUUUUAUGCUUAGAUGGCGCAGGACCACCUACUUUGUAGGAAUCGCCCUUUUCGACUUGGCAAUAACGACUCUAUUCAGUAUCACGGCCCUAUCAACAUUCGCUCUAGUCUCCAAGAAAUUACCUGGGAAUGAACGCAAGAUUAGUUAA